CGGUUCCAUCGUUUGCAGGGUGUGUGGAAUCCUGAACCGCAGCAAGAGCCGAGCAGCAGCCGCAUGUUUCGUGUGUAUGAACCGCUGUCGAAAAUCCCCGCCGGCUACACAGCUACACCCUAGGCAUAGCCAUCUUCCGUAGAACGACAAAAGCCUCUCAGCCGAGGGGUUUGGGGGCGGGGAGGGAGACACCGGUUUACACCCAAGCAUUGUGUCGCUUCACGUAACCGGACGUUCGGAAAGGGAAACGACGCGCAGGCAGGGGAACCGACCAGCGGUGCCAUGGCGCGGGACUACGAUUACCUCUUCAAGCUGCUCAUCAUCGGCGACAGCGGUGUGGGGAAAAGCAGUCUACUGCUGAGGUUUGCAGACAACACGUUUUCAGGUAGCUACAUUACCACCAUCGGCGUGGACUUUAAAAUCCGGACGGUGGAGAUUAACGGAGAGAAGGUGAAGCUGCAGAUCUGGGACACGGCGGGACAAGAACGGUUUCGUACAAUCACUUCAACGUACUACAGAGGCACACACGGCGUGAUAGUUGUUUACGACGUGACAAGUGCCGAAUCCUUUGUAAACGUCAAACGAUGGCUUCAUGAAAUCAACCAGAACUGUGACGAUGUUUGUCGAAUAUUAGUGGGUAAUAAGAACGACGACCCCAACUCAAAGGUGGUGGAGACGGUCGACGCACAGAAGUUCGCAGAGCAGAUGGACAUUCGGCUGUUCGAAACUAGUGCCAAGGAGAACCUCAAUGUGGAGGAUAUGUUCAACUGCAUUACAGAGCUGGUCCUCAGGGCGAGGAAAGAGUCCAUGGCCAAGCAGCAGCAGCAACAACAGAGUGAAGUGGUCAAACUGGGCAGGAACAGCAAACGCAAGAAGAAAUGCUGCUAACAGAGCGGAGUGUAUCGCAACACUCUCAGAGCCAACUGAAAAUGCCACUGAACUGACAAGAGCCAGAGAGCAGCCACCGAACGCAGCAUCCCCGAGAGAGACGAGCCAAAUUCAAUUUAAAAGAGAUGUAUCUAUAUUGAAAUCCGCUAAUCCUUUGGGACUUUCUAUUUCCAUACAAAAUGGACUUCGAGUGGCCGUCACGUCCUUUUUCUACAAAGGUCGAGGAGGUCCACUACUAAGAUGACCUUUUAAAGGAGAAACGCUUUUCCUUUAUGUCCGUAAUCACGCCAGCUCUCACAUAAACGCCGAUUUUGAAAUUCACAUCUCAUCUGCUCAUUUCGUUGUGUGUCAUGUAAAAAAAACACUGUGCCAUUUGACACAAAUGAGGAUGACACUGAUGAAGAAUCAUGCUCUCCCCCACCCCCCCCACCUCCGAUUAUUAUUAUUUUUAUUAUUAUUUUUUUUUUAUUAGCUUUUUAUGCUUUAUUUUAGUUUUUUUAUUGACAGGAAGUCUGGCAAGCCUGGACCAAACCACAUCACCACCAAGCCCUCAGAGAUGAAUUAAUUUAGCUUGUAAUAGUUUUUUUAGUUUUUUAACUAACAAAAUAUACCACUGUAAUCAGACGCACAGGGGAUUUGUGCCACCAGCCGGACCUUUUUGCUCUUACAGUGCUGAAGGAAAUUGCUGGAGCUCAGUGCAGUGAAACAACUGAACUCAUACAUGGGAAAAGUGAUAACUGUGUUCUGACCUACACACAGUAGUGCUAUUGGGAGAUUCGAAUCAGUUGUCGAGAGAAACAUGCUUCAGAUUUCAGUCUCCUGUUUUACCUGGACUCAGGUGUGAUGACACUUCAUCUAGUAGAUAAAUGAUAUGAGUGAUAGAGUGAAGUAUGUUUAGAAAUGAGAGCAGUACUAGAAUGAAAAGACUGAAGUUAUUAUUAUGAGCAUCAUUCUGACCUGUUUAAUUAUUAUAGUUUUUUCCUUUUUUUUUUUUUUUUUUUUUUUUUUAAAAACACCGUAAGCGGUUGAAGACAUUUUUGCCAAACCAGGUGAAUAUUUCAGCAAGAUACAUUUAAAAAUACUUCUAGAGAACCGUGUGUGUGCGUGUGCGUCUUUAAUUAGCAGGCAAAUCGAGGAACCCCUUUUGCAUAUUACAUCAGCGGUUUGAAUUCAAGGCACAGAACUUGAUCAUGUUUAGAUACACACAUGAGAUGCCACAAAGCCGGAACCCGGAAAACGUGAGCGGAAAUGUGCGUGUGCAUAUCAGUAUUGUAAUCCACACGAUGUACAUAUACAAACACGCAUGUCUGUAUGUAAACAUCAUUCUGUGUGUUUUAUAUAUGUGCAAGCUUAAUGAUCUGGUGUACACUGGAAAAGGAUAUUUUAAUAUUUUGCCACGCAUUCAUUUUGUUCGCCUCAUCAUGAAUCUAACCGAUGAUAAUAAACAUUUUAAAUUAAA
This is a messenger RNA of Silurus meridionalis, 2347 nucleotides long. RefSeq names its product RAB35, member RAS oncogene family a (gene rab35a). Gene Ontology annotation, cellular component: plasma membrane; endosome membrane. The record is from RefSeq and is a predicted model, not a curated record. Lineage: Eukaryota; Metazoa; Chordata; Actinopteri; Siluriformes; Siluridae. Gene Ontology annotation, biological process: endocytic recycling. The coding region runs from base 283 to 888 and encodes 201 amino acids. The transcript is spliced from 6 exons. Gene Ontology annotation, molecular function: GTP binding; GTPase activity.